GCUGCUACAGUUAUGCGUGUUAAUAACUGAUUGCACAGGUGUUACCUGAUAGGCUUAGCUUCAGAAUCUGGUGUCAGCACACUCAGGUGUAUUAGCGAACAGGUAUUCACAGGGACAGUAACAGCAACACCUGGCUGCAGCCGGACCUCCGGGAUUGCCAAUGACAACAGAUAGCGAAUUCCCUGUGAAGCCUCAGGACAAGAUGGGUCGCAAAGAAGGAGAGGACAGCCGGUCCUGGAAGAAAAUGACGGAUAACAUCCAGGACACCUUUGAGUUCUUGGAGAUGCUCGGAUCGGGGGCGUUCUCAGAGGUCUUCCUGGUCAAGGAAAGGAAGACCGGGAUGCAAGUCGCUCUGAAGUGCAUAAAGAAAAUGCCGAACAUGCACGACGCCAACCUAGAAAACGAGAUCGCUGUCCUCAGAAAAAUCAAACACGAGAAUGUUGUGGCCCUGGAGGAUUUCUACGAGAGUCAAACCCAUUACUACCUCGCCAUGCAGCUGGUGUCGGGAGGAGAGCUGUUUGACCGGAUCCUGGAACGCGGUGUUUACACGGAGAAGGACGCCAGCCUGGUGCUUCGGCAGGUCCUGAGCGCGGUUGGAUACCUGCACAGGAAUGGCAUUGUGCACCGGGACCUCAAGCCCGAGAACCUGCUGUACUACAGUCCGGACGAGAACUCCAAAAUCAUGAUCAGCGACUUCGGGCUGUCCAAGAUGGAGGACAACGGCAUCAUGUCCACGGCCUGCGGGACACCGGGAUACGUAGCCCCUGAGGUCCUGGCUCAGAAACCCUACAGCAAGGCUGUUGACUGCUGGUCGAUUGGAGUCAUCACAUACAUCCUGCUGUGUGGAUACCCUCCCUUCUAUGAAGACACAGAGUCGAGACUGUUUUCCAAGAUCAUGGAGGCGCGCUACGAGUUUGACUCCCCCUUCUGGGAUGACAUCUCUGAGUCGGCUAAGGAUUUCAUUCGCAACAUGAUGCACAAGAACCCUGAGGAGCGUUACAGCUGUGAGAAAGCUCUGAGACACCCCUGGAUUUCUGGCAAGACGGCUCGCAGCCAAGACAUCUACUACUCCGUCAGCAUGAAUAUCCAAAAGAACUUCGCCAGGUUGAAGUGGAGACAAGCCUUCAAUGCUGCCACUGCAGUGAACCGCAUGAAGAAGCUACACCUGAACACAGUCACAGAGGGGAGCCAACAGGCCAGCACACAGGUUCCUGUGAUCCGGGUCACUGAAGUUCCCCCGCAGGACUCUCCCGAGAGGAGCCUCAGCGCUGAGCAGAACCUGGGGAAGAACGGCUACAUCGCUGUGCCGGCCAACCAGUGUGAAAUGAAGAGCCACUACCACCCCCUCCGCAUCCACUGUGAGCCGCCAGACUCCCUGCGCGUUGAGAACGGGAGCUCACUAUCGGAUCCCACCAACUUCAACAGCGCUGUCAUUAACCAUGCUGUGACCCCGACGUUGAACAUCACAGUGAGGAGGCUGAAAGAUAACAGCGGCCAGCUUCAGACUGGAGUCUGCUCCAUCAUGUGAGCUGCCCUGCAGCCGUGUGACUGGGGCUGAGCAAUGCAGGAGUCUAAUCUAGGUUUUGGAGGAGCCACAACAGUUUACAAGCGGACAGAGCCAGCACAGGCUGCUGUGUGUGAUUGAACUGGAGCUGGAGAAAGGGGGAGACAAACCCUCCUGCCUGUGCCUGUCGCCAGAGGAUUACUGAGUGCCUAGCGUAAUAGAAACGACAUACCAUUGUCUGUGAGAGUCCCAGAGGAGUUUAGGAACUAGCAGAGGCAGGGUACAUUUUAUUUUCUUGUUCGCUAACUACUGAUGCUCUAUAUUAGCAUUUUCACCUGAUGAGACUGACUUUAAGAAAAAUGUGAAGUGUAAUAUAAUUUGAAUUCAUGUCUCAGUAAUGAUUUUGUUUUCCCCCCAGCUGCCUCUGCAUAAGUUGCAGCUUGGUUAGUUCAAUAUAAAUCUGAAAAGUGCUUGAUUUGUAACUGCAAUAUUAAUGCAAGCGAAUGUCAUUUUGAUUUUCGUCAGUACUGUACUUAAACUAGAAGUUACUUCGGACAUCAUCUCACAUUAACUAUAAUUGUGUUGUUAUGGUCGUCCUCAGGAUCCACGCCGGAGUCCUGGUGGCUAGCUCUGUUUUAAACUGGUCAGAGACGGCUGUUGUGCUGGUUUUUAACUGGUCCUGCUGGUUCGACAGACGGUGCAUUUGGUGUUUUUAAGGAUUCAGUAGUUUCAUGACAUUUAUAACCUCCAGCUGCUGCAAGUAUAAGCAGGAACGUGACUGUCUGUUUCUAAGGUAGCAGGUUUGAGGGUCAGUGUUGAAACGUCCUCUCCAGCUCUCUUUAGCGCAGUAUGAGGUGUGACAGACCCUCUGAAGACCCCUUAUUGCACACUGUAUGAAUAGGAGUGCUACACCCUAUACAUGCACACAAGCAAAGCAAAUCUGGAGUAGCAUUGCUUUGCUAUUACAUUAGAAACUGAUAUAUAUUUGUGUAAGAGAGAAUGUACUGUAAUCCACAACUGGGUUAUCAGAAGCACAGUGUGUCAUGCUUUGUGUGUUCUUGUGCUGUAACAUGUUUAAACAGGAGUGCUGUAUAUCUCCUCUCAUGAAUAAAGCAUCGUCCUGUACUAUA
Acipenser ruthenus (sterlet) is the source of this 2634-nucleotide messenger RNA. RefSeq names its product calcium/calmodulin-dependent protein kinase type 1D-like. The coding region runs from base 161 to 1528 and encodes 455 amino acids. The transcript is spliced from 13 exons. Gene Ontology annotation, biological process: peptidyl-serine phosphorylation. Lineage: Eukaryota; Metazoa; Chordata; Actinopteri; Acipenseriformes; Acipenseridae. The record is from RefSeq and is a predicted model, not a curated record. Gene Ontology annotation, cellular component: intracellular anatomical structure. Gene Ontology annotation, molecular function: calmodulin binding; ATP binding; calcium/calmodulin-dependent protein kinase activity.